CCCUUGUUGCUACUAGUGAUGGAGCGUUUUGUGCGGGCGGCAGUUUGUCAGGGAGAGUAUAUAUAUGGGAGGUAUCUUCUGGGAAACUUCUGCGGUCCAUGCAAGCACACUACAAGGCUAUUACAUGCCUGACCUUUUCCGACGAUGAUUCGCUGCUUAUCUCCGGAGCAGACGAUGCUAUUGUCAAUGUAUGGCCUCUUCUCAGGUCCGGUGACGAACGUGCUGGUUGUGCCCAGACCUCAGGGAUUACUAGGCCUUGAGCCUAUCAAGGCAAGAAACCGAGCAAGCACGAUACCCCUUGGAGUCUUCCAGAAGUAUCCAGCUACCGGACAGCCAGCAGCAAAUGAUCCAGCCCCAUGGGAAGGAGCUCCUGUGAUGCUGCUCGGGGCCCGACCAUUACCACCGAAGCGCUCAUUCCCAAGUGGUGUGCCGUUGAGCGAGAAAGAGAAUGAAGAUCAGUCAUACAGCGUAGCACAGCUGGAUCGACAAGUUUUGGAGGCAGAGACAAGGGAAACUGUUGCAGCCGUGCAGAUGGAGGUCGAUAAGGUGCGAUCAGAUCUGCGGAGGGCUCUCGAUAAUGGACAAGGAUGGCAUGAAGUCUACCAAGAUUUGAUGAGUUUCUGCGUCGAAGAGAUCUUAAACCCGAAGAAAGAGAGGAAGGACUUCGCCAGGGAGCAACAACAACACAUGCAAGCGUGACGCCAUGUGCUGCCGUGGGCAGUCAGUUUUCUUGUGUAGGUUUUUCUUGUAGAAAGAGAGGAAGCCAUGCGCAGCCAUGGGCGG
Messenger RNA from Chara braunii, 783 nucleotides. The record is from the annotation of a GenBank genome assembly. Lineage: Eukaryota; Viridiplantae; Streptophyta; Charophyceae; Charales; Characeae.